AAUGGUAGGAGUGAUUCUUGCACCAUUCUUCGCAAGACCUCUGCUCCUGUAUGAACUUACCCAGCCACUGCAGUCCCCAGUCUUACGCCGACACUCUCGCUGAGAACUAGACCGGACAUACCACGACGGCCGAGCGAGUGAGGCAGUGUAACAGAGCUUUUCUCAUCAACACAAUGGCGGAUGAAACAGCCCCAUCAACCACAGCCCCAUCAACCACCCAAUCAACCACAGCCCCAUCAACAACCCCAUCAACCACAGCCUCAUCAACAACCCCAUCAACCACAGCCCCAUCAACCGAAGCCCCAUCAACCACAGCCCCAUCAACCUCCCCAUCAACCACAGCCCCAUCAACCUCCCCAUCAACCACAGCCCCAUCAACCUCCCCAUCAACCACAGCCCCAUCAACAACAGCCCCAUCAGCCACAGCCCCAUCAACCACAGCCCCAUCAACCACAGCCCCAUCAAGCACAGAUCCAUCAACCACAGUCUCAUCAACCACAACCCCAUCAACAACAGCCCCAUCAGCCACAGCCCCAUCAACCACAGCCCCAUCAACCUCCCCAUCAACCACAGCCCCAUCAACCACAGCUCCAUCAACCACAGCUCCAUCAACCACAGCCCCAUCAACCACAGCCCCAUCAGUGACUCCAUCAAGCACGCCACUAGCCACAGCCACAGCAGGCCUAUCAGAGGAGGCUUCAAGUAACACAAAGGAAGAGGACAAGACAAAGAGAGAGACAGACAAGAGGGAGCCAAAGAACGAAGAGACCCAGCGGCUCCAAAGAUCAGAGAAGACUGUGGAUGGUGCUAAAAGGAGAGGAUAUCCCAAAAAGAAGCCACACGGUGCAGGAGUGAAACGUGAAGCUACUCCGUCAGUCUCAGUGACGGAUAAGCUUUCUCUGGAGGCCACGUUCCAAUUCCACGUCAAGAACUUCAGCAAGGUGAACAUGCCGCUGUGGUCAGCACCGUGCUGGCUGCAUGGCAUGCCCUGGAUGAUCAGAGCUGGCCCAAUCACCGUGCCAUUCAAUGAAAAUGAAAAAAAAGAAAAAAAAUUUCUUUCCGUUGGGUUGCGGUGUGAGGGCGUUUGGGGCGCAGCCUUCUGGGCCUGUUAUGGCAUAGCUGACUUCUCCCUCCUGCCCGUCAACAGGAAGCAGGCUCCGCACGUCGUGGGAAUAGAAUGUUUGUUCCAAAAGAAUGUCAGAUUGGGGAUAGUAAACCAGUUCAUGCUUUGGGAGAAUGUUCUGAACCCUCACCACGGGUACAUUGAGGACGACGCGGUCACCUUUAAGGUACGGCUCAGGACAGCCCCGCCCUAUGUCAUCAACUGGAGCAGUGACAGACUGGUGAGGGCGCCAACGCAGACCCUCGCUGUGCCUCCCCCGCAUGUCACCAGCGGCAGGAAGGAUGAGGACUGUAACAGUGACGUCAAUGAGAAUGACAGUGACGACGACAGCGAUGACAAAGACUACAAUGACGAAGACAGCGAUGACGAGGACAUGAACAAGUAUGAAGGCUUAUAUGCCCAGAAGAAUUUACAUAUGUAUAUAUAAGAAAGGAGGAUUAUGGAGGAAUUGACAUUAUAAGUUGUGGAUUUCUAAAUAUGAACAAUGGGGAAAUCAGAAAGUUCGAUAUGGUGAACACAAAAGAGAGAGAGAGAGAGAGAGAGAGAGAGAGAGAGAGAGAGAGAGAGAGAGAGAGAGAGAGAGAGAGAGAGAGAG
Scylla paramamosain (green mud crab) is the source of this 1718-nucleotide messenger RNA. Its product is annotated as mucin-5AC-like. The transcript is spliced from 6 exons. Gene Ontology annotation, molecular function: protein binding. The record is from RefSeq and is a predicted model, not a curated record. Lineage: Eukaryota; Metazoa; Arthropoda; Malacostraca; Decapoda; Portunidae. The coding region runs from base 174 to 1550 and encodes 458 amino acids.